CGUUGCUCACUAGUUUUUGCCAGCUCUACGAAUGAGUGAGAGGCAAAGAAACAAUGCUUAUGCGGUUAACGAAAGUACAUGUUCCUUGGCUAUUUGCAAGCAACCUUUUAAUAAACCCUUUUGAAUGUGUGUCCCGCCCAUCUUGACCAAUUUGCAGAUGCGACCAGCGUUAUCAAGCAUGAUUGUCAAGCGUUCGACACAGAGAGACUCCUCAUCAUCGGUUGGAUCGGCAAGAACACAAUUUCCGAAGACGGUCCAGGAGAAAGACUCGAUGUGUGAAGAUAAGGCAAGAGGAUGUUUUGCGCGUUCAUCAUGAACACAGACAACACGCUCCUCAUCUUCGUCCCAAACGACAGCGGGUAAACGCGUCGUUUCAAGAGCAUGCAUGAGAGCUUUCCACGCGCAGUCAAAUGCAUUACCAUCAUAGUUCAAGCAAACGAUGUCAGCGUACAGACACCAAGCUGCCUUCUUCUCGCGUAUGCAAAGGGACUCGAGCGGCACGAGACAUGUUCUGAUAAGGUUAGUGUGACGAGAACAAGGGCAGAGAAAGCGGACUGUGUUCGUCGAGACAGAGCUCGGUUUGAUUGAGCAACUCAUCUCAAAUCUGUAACUUACUGUUCUAAGACCUGAUUCAUCUGUUCCGAGACAACCUGAGCCAGUUCACGAGGUGGACCGGGCUUGAAUUUGCCGUUGCACAAGGGUCCCAUCUCAACAUUGGGCACAAUCCAGCCUCGAGAAGGAGCCUCCAGCUCUGGUUCAGCAAUUUCUGCCUUGAUACCACACACGAAAACGCUCUCACCAGCACGAACAAUGCAACUGCCGUCUGCGGUAGAGAUACAUUGGGUGUUGACUACCCUCGGCCGAAAUUCCGACACAGUCCGGCCGUCUGGUCGAACCUGGUUAUCGAGGAAAUGUUGUAAAUAUUGCCCGGGAGCAAUACUUUUGUAAAUGCUGUUUUGUAUUAGUAAAAGGAAGAGAGAGAGUGUGUGUAGGGGGAGUGAGACGAGACGAGACAGUAGGGAAACGGCGGGAAACCGUUUUUGGCUUUUUCGUUCAAGCACACUGAACAUUGUGAUUCUAUGAAUGACUUGAAAAUUCCUUUCAAAACAAAAAUUGUUUCCCCUUCAAAACUUUGACCCUAAGACUAAACCGUAAGACCUCUAUACUUCCCAGUCUUAACCCAAAGACUAAUCCUUGAUCGUUCAAACUCGUUCAAAAACGGACUGACAGCAUGGACACCAAAAUUCUCAAAAAAAAAAAAAAAAAAAAAAAAAAAAAAACAGAAUCCCGUCCGAAUCCCUUUGCAUCGUCUCCGUUCAUGCGACUUACCUCGGCGGAAACGACAAUGGUUUCACGUCAGACAUGGCGGUCGGUACGUCGUUUCUGCUCUUCAUCCUCUAGCGGUCACCUUGGUGGGGUAUGUGGGGAAUCCCACAUACCCCCGUUUCGCUGGACGAUGCCCCCGCACGGGACAUGGGGGUACGGCGGGUGAGACUCGUCCACAGCCAUGCACGAGCAAAAUCCGAAAGCGGACGUUGCUGAGCUGCGCAGCUUGGUGCGGUAUUUGCGAGAGGCCAAUGCGACAAACCUCAGCUGGCAGUUGUAUCGCGCACACUUGCAGCGCCGAGAGGCUCUUGCUGCAGCUAAUGGAAAACUGAACGCGUCGACGGCGGGGAGAACGCGUGCAACAUCCCAGAACAGAGUCAUCAGAGCUUCUCCCGGUGUCGUAGAGGAAGGAGAGGCUGCGUCUGACGGUCUGAGCAGCUCGGAUCACCGCGAAAUCCUCACACAGGCUCCAACUUCCUGGCAAACGCCUGCUGAGCCAGAACCGGUUGUUCCGCGCGAGAAGCGCGGUUCAUCCGCGUCAUGCCCGAAACAACAAUGGACCCGGUGGCCGGUUGAUCGUGCUCGUUAUGACCUGGACGAACGCCUCCCGCUGCAUCUGGCGAACCCGGCAGCGGCGCUUAGGCGGCAGCUCGCGCUGCUCGUCCUGCACGUCGCAACACGCAGCCUCCAGUCCCGCGGCCGAGAACCGAGUGCCGAGGAAUUCCCGAAUGCUGCUGCCGCUAUGCUUCCAGUCCGACACAUGCAGCAAGCUCUUGAGCGGCUGCUCGAUGCCGUCGAUCUCGUCCACCAGGCCCACGGAAGUCAACGGACCGCGGCUCGGAUGGGUUCAAUCGGAUGGACCGCGGUGUUGCCACUGCUUGAGCUGAAGGCAAAGGCGGCUGCCGGUAAUGCCACGAGCAACGAAGCCCUGGAAGCAGUUGCUGUUCGGGCUUUGGCCCGGACGCGUGCUCGGUGUGAGCUCCUGUUUCGGGCCGACGAAAUGCCCGAAAGCGGCGAAGAGGAAGAGGCCGAAGAGUCCGUCUGAGUGGGAACCGGAGAACUGUUUCGGUCACUUCGUCAAGUUGCCUACUCACACUCUACGCCGUCUUCGGUCAAAUUCUCGGCCAAAUUGGCUACCCCUGACGUCUCGGUUAAUAUUUUUCCAGCUCUCGCAGCUGAUUCGCUCUCGCUAAGUCUUCAACGCUGUGAUUGGUUGUCGCCAAGCAGCGAGCAAAUCGCUGCAGUCCGUCCUCGUCUUGCCCUUCUUCGGUCAAUUUUCACCUCCUUCUCGGCCAUCUUUGGCCAUCAAUCGGCCACCUCUGGCCAGGCGGCAUCUUG
Schizosaccharomyces japonicus yFS275 is the source of this 2664-nucleotide messenger RNA. RefSeq lists its product as hypothetical. The record is from RefSeq and is a predicted model, not a curated record. The coding region runs from base 1508 to 2371 and encodes 287 amino acids. The transcript has a single exon. Lineage: Eukaryota; Fungi; Ascomycota; Schizosaccharomycetes; Schizosaccharomycetales; Schizosaccharomycetaceae.